This is a messenger RNA of Triticum turgidum subsp. durum (durum wheat), 429 nucleotides long. NCBI's taxonomy places the organism in Eukaryota, Viridiplantae, Streptophyta, Magnoliopsida, Poales, Poaceae. The record is from the annotation of a GenBank genome assembly.
AUGAUGGGGGGACGAGGUGGGGGAGUAGGGAGCGGGGGAGGAGGGGGGCGGCGGCAGGAGCGGCAGGCGCUGAUGGCGGCGUUCGCGGUGGCGCUGCUGAUGGGCACCGCCGUCUACUUCCGCAUCUGGGCGCGCCAGUCCGACGACCCCUCCUUCACCGCCGACGACCGCGAGGAGCUCCGGAGGCAGUUCGAGCAUGCUAACCUAGAGGCAAUGGAUGAAUCCGCUGAGUGGAGAAUGAAAUACGACACGGAGUUGGCGAAAAACAGGGACCUGCAAGAUGAACUUUUAAAGGUCAAGACCUCACUGUCUGAUUCAACCAGGAGAUUUGAAGAGUUGCAAAAGGAUAAUGAGAUGUUGAAGAGGCAGACUGAAUCCAUGAAACUGGAGUGCAAUUGCACCGUUCCAUUGAAUAUUAAUCAGGAAUAA